AUGGUGGGCGUUCUAAAGCAAGUUCGAGAAGGGGAUCGCAGAAUACAUUUUCAAUCUCUCGAGCUCGAAAUCAUGGAGUCCAUAGAACAGUCUAUUAUCCCAGGUCUGCCUGAUGAUUUGGCUUUCAGAUGCCUAGCGAAGCUUUCUCACGGGUAUCAUGGAGCCCUCGAGUGUGUCUCUAGAGGGUGGAGAGAUUUUGUUCGUAGCGCAGAUUACUCGUGUUACAAAGCUAGAAACGGAUGGUCAGGGAGCUGGUUGUUUGUUCUUACAGAGCGUUCUAAGAACCAGUGGGUUGCUUAUGACCCUGAAGCUGAUCGGUGGCAUCCACUGCCUAGAACUAGGUCUGUUCAAGACGGCUGGCAUCAUUCUGGCUUUGCCUGUGUUUGCGUUUCGAGUUGUCUUCUUGUGAUCGGGGGCUGCUACGCGCCUUCUGUAUCGUCUUUCCCUCAUCAGAAGCCUGUUGUCACUAAAGACGUCAUGAGGUUUGAUCCGUUUAAGAAAGAAUGGAGAUUGGCUGCUAGUAUGCGAACACCACGGACUCACUUUGCUUGUACUGCUGUCGCUGGCAAGGUUUAUGUCGCUGGAGGUCGCAAUGUAACCCAUUCCAGAGGGAUUCCAUCUGCUGAGGUUUAUGAUCCUGUGGCUGAUAGGUGGGAGGAGUUACCAGCGAUGCCUAGACCACAGAUGGACUGCUCGGGGUUAUCGUACAGAGGGUGCUUUCAUGUUCUGAGUGAUCAGGUGGGAUUCGCGGAGCAAAACACAUCUGAGGUUUUUAAUCCUGUAGACAUGUCUUGGUCGACCGUGGAGGAUAUCUGGCCUUUCUCUAGGGCCAUGCAGUUUGCUGUUCAGGUGAUGAAAAAUGACAGAGUGUACACGAUUGUAGACUGGGGAGAAAGCUUGAUCAAGACUAGGGAUACAGAUGAAGGGGAAUGGUACAAUGUUGGUUCAGUUCCUUCUGUUGUUCUUCCUAAUCACCCGAGAGAGUUAGAGGCGUUUGGAUACGGGUUUGCGGCUCUAAGGGAUGAGCUCUAUGUUAUAGGAGGAAAGGUUCUUAAAUGGGAAGAGUCAGGGGCAGGGAGGUUUGACAUUGUGAGACUGCCCGUCGUGAGGGUAUGUAACCCUUUGGAUAGGCCUCUGAAUUGGAGAGAGACCAAACCGAUGUGCAUUCCAGCUGGUGGGUCCAUCAUUGGCUGUGUAUCCUUGGAAGAACCUUAACCAAGGUGAUUGAAUCUCUCGGGAUACAUAAACUUGUUACAGCUGAUUCUUCAACUGUGUGGCAUGGUGAGAAGAAAGAUGUAGUAAAAAGGAGCAAUGGAAAUCACUUAGUUUUCAUUUAUGCUCAUCUUUUUUUCAUGCAGUGAGGGAGAGGCCACAUGCCAUUUGGACCCUAAACCGAAAUGAGCACUCCUUGUUUAAACUUUUAGUCACCGAUAGUACACUUAAUGAUUUUGUUUUAAGUUUAUAUUGAAGUGGCUUUUGAUCCAGAAACCUCAUAGCAAAGAGUUCACUGAUGUUGGUGUUAUAUUCGAUGUAUCAAACCCCUUGAUGAUGAAUAUCUAAUGGUGACAGAAGAAAUAUAGAACGUGUCCUAAAAACUCUUUAUGUAUUUUUUUUUUGCUUGCUUUAACAACAUUAGUGACAAUUUUUUUUGUAUAACUCAUAACUGCUUUAAUAAGGACUUUGUUACAUUUUGGUUC
This is a messenger RNA of Thlaspi arvense, 1697 nucleotides long. Lineage: Eukaryota; Viridiplantae; Streptophyta; Magnoliopsida; Brassicales; Brassicaceae. The record is from the annotation of a GenBank genome assembly.